AUGGGUGUUGGGAUCUAUGAAUCUGGACAUGCCAGACAUGUUCCUGGAACAGCUACGCUUUACGAAGACCAAGGUGCAGAAGAGGCUCCCAGUAGAACCAGUCAUCUCAAACACGGGACUGGAAAAGAUUCCCAGCUUCUACUUGUUCCUCAGCCAUCAGACUCACCCAAUGACCCUUUGAAUUGGCCACUGUGGAAGAAAGAUCUUACCCUCUUCGUCUUAUGUCUUACCGCUGGCGUCGCUGCUGCUCUUGGCCCAGCCAUUGCGCCGAUCAACAAAAUGUUGGUCGACGAAUUCAAAACUACCUAUCAAGUUACUGCAAGGUUUGCUGGUUGGCAGUUUUGGCCUGCUGGAAUUGCUGGACUCUUUGGAUCUGCAGUUGGGAGAGUUUGGGGUAAACGUCCGGUUUAUAUAGUUUCUACACUUCUCCUCUUCAUUGGUGCGGUCUGGAAUGCACUCGCGCAAAAUACAGAUAGCUUCUUGGGAGCAAGAAUCCUACAGGGAUUUGGGCUGGGAGCAUUUGAAACGAUUGUUCCUUCCACUGUUGGGGACAUGUACUUUGUUCACCAACGUGGAAAACGUAUCGCUUUCUACAACCUUACUUUCUUAGGAAGCACCUAUUUCAUGCCGGUUUUGGGUGGAUUCAUAUCCACAAGACAUGGCUGGCGCACUCAAUUCCAGAUAAUCAGUGCCUUCCUCGGGCCGGUUUUAAUUCUAGUUAUCCUCCUAGUCCCGGAACACGCUUAUAAUCGGCCUGCGAUUUUCGAUACCGAUCUUCACUCUAGCAGUGAUCUAAGUGAACUGGAUGAGCAAUUAGGGAAGAAUGAUGGUGCUAGGACCGAGGGAGUUGUAGGGGUGGGUGAAAAUCCAGUAACUGGAAAUGGUGCGGAAGAAGAGAGAACCACAUUGCCGGAGGGAGUUGUAUCUGCGACGGAGACACCUGCCACUUUAAACAAUGAAGCAGCUAUUGUAGCGGACUCAAGUGAAGAGAGGAAGACUUGGGUACAAGAGCUCAAGAUUUACAAUGGAAGGUUCUCAGAUGAGAGCUUUUUCAAGUUGAUAUUCACGCCCUUUGCCUUGUUUUUGUACCCUGCUACGUUGUGGGCGUUCUCGUUUCAGGGAACCUUCAUUACUUGGGGAAUCGCCGUAUCCGUGGUUCUUGCCCAGAUGUUUGCCGGGCCUCCUACCAACUUCGGUCCGGAAGAGCUCGGAUACAUGUACGCCGCGCCCUUCCUUGGGGCGCUCGGCGCAUAUAUCUUUGGCGCUUUCGUCUCCGACUGGUCAGCCAAGUGGAUGGCGCGUAAAAACAAGAACACCUACGAACCGGAGUUUAGAAUCUUGCUUGUCGUUCCGGUUGCAUUUUUCGGAUUGCCUGGGCUAUAUGCGUAUGGCCAUGUCGCUGAUUUACACCUGCAUUGGAUUGUUCCGUCUGUCCUCUACGGGUUCUUGACAUUUGGGGUUGUUAUGAUGGUUUCAAUGCUGUUGCUAAAGAACUUUUUCGCCUUUGGGUGCACCUAUUUCUUGGUUGAUUGGGUGUAUAGCGAUGGCCCUGCAAGAGUUUUCGACAUCCUCGGAGCGAUACAGACAGCCGUUUGCGUCUUAUCCAUCCCCAUGUACAUUUUCGGAAAGGCCCAGCGCGACUUCAUGGGGAGGCAUAACCUGCUUAAGAAGUGGGGAUUGUAUCCAAAGUCGGCAGCGAGUGCACUUCCUGUUGCCUAA
This is a messenger RNA of Tuber melanosporum (Perigord truffle), 1719 nucleotides long. RefSeq lists its product as uncharacterized. Gene Ontology annotation, biological process: transmembrane transport. Bases 1 to 1719 code for a protein of 572 amino acids. Lineage: Eukaryota; Fungi; Ascomycota; Pezizomycetes; Pezizales; Tuberaceae. The record is from RefSeq and is a predicted model, not a curated record. Gene Ontology annotation, molecular function: transmembrane transporter activity. The transcript has 8 exons.